Messenger RNA from Aureobasidium namibiae CBS 147.97, 630 nucleotides. RefSeq lists its product as uncharacterized. The coding region runs from base 1 to 630 and encodes 209 amino acids. The record is from RefSeq and is a predicted model, not a curated record. The transcript has a single exon. NCBI's taxonomy places the organism in Eukaryota, Fungi, Ascomycota, Dothideomycetes, Dothideales, Saccotheciaceae.
AUGACCUUCGCUCUAUCAUGUUUAGCGCUUUCGGUGCGACUUAUCGCUCUCCCUAGGCCUUGGUCAAGGGUACUAGCAUAUCCAUACACCACCAGUGCCAUCCUGUACUCACCUAGUCCGUUGAAGAUGGACGCCAAAAAUGUCUACGCUAGAGAAUGGUUCAGACGAAACCCUGAAAAGCACAACAGAGCAAUCACCAAAUGGAUACGAGAAAACCAGGACAAAAGGCGCGAAAUAGUGCGAGCCUCGGACCAGAAAAGGCACGUUUACAUAAGGUUGUACAAACUCUUGAUCAAUUACGAGUGGCCGAUGCAACAUUUUACAUGGAAGACACACACUCCGGUGAAGACUCAGGAAGCAGUCAAGCGCGCUUGUUCCUCCUGCGGCCGCUACGAAAGGCAAGGACUACGACUAUGGUGGAAGAGAAGGAAUCCGAAGCCUGCUGAUGCCGACUUGUAUGAUUGCUUUGCCUGCUUCUAUACAUUAAAUCCUGGACAUGUGGCACCUAUCGAGUACGAGAGUCUUUCCUUGAGGGAGGCAGUCGAUACGAUGCAGGAAGCUCGAAAGCAACAUGACAAAUCCUUGAGACAGGCCAUCGCUUCACCGUCUGACAAUGACAAGACGCGAUGA